Molecule: messenger RNA, 1188 nt
Organism: Myotis davidii
Lineage: Eukaryota; Metazoa; Chordata; Mammalia; Chiroptera; Vespertilionidae
Product: titin-like
Exons: 4
Molecular function (GO): protein binding
Source: RefSeq, a predicted model, not a curated record
CUGUACCAGAGCGUCCUGAAGACCUGGAAGUUAAAGAAGUCACUAAAAAUUCUGUUUCUUUGACUUGGAAUCCUCCAAAGUAUGAUGGUGGAUCCGAAAUUAUUAACUAUGUCCUAGAAAGCCGUCUCAUUGGAACUGAUAAAUUCCACAAAGUUACACAGGACAACUUGCUUAGCAGAAAAUACACUGUUAAAGGCUUAAAAGAAGGUGAUACGUAUGAGUACCGUGUCAGUGCUGUCAAUAUUGUUGGACAAGGCAAGCCAUCAUUUUGCACCAAGCCAAUCACUUGCAAGGAUGAGCUGGCUCCUCCAACACUUGAACUUGACUUCAGAGAUAAGAUCACGGUUCGAGUUGGUGAAGCUUUUGCCCUCACUGGCCAUUACUCAGGCAAACCAAAGCCUAAGGUUACUUGGUUCAAAGAUGAUGCCGAUGUGGUAGAAGAUGAUCGCACACAUAUAAAGACCACGCCAACAACACUUGCCCUAGAGAAGACCAAGGCCAAACGUUUAGACACUGGCAAAUACUGUGUGGUUGUGGAGAAUAGUACAGGCUCUAGGAAAGGUUUCUGUCAAGUUAACGUGGUUGACCGUCCUGGACCACCAGUAGGACCGGUUAUUUUUGAUGACGUAACCAAAGAGUACAUGGUUAUCUCUUGGAAGCCACCAUUAGAUGAUGGAGGCAGUGAAAUUACCAAUUAUAUUAUCGAGAAGAAUGAGGUGGGCAAGGAUAUUUGGAUGCCUGUGACAUCUGCAAGUGCUAAACCAACAUGCAAAGUUUCUAAACUGCUUGAAGGAAAAGAUUAUAUUUUCCGGAUACGCGCUGAAAAUCUGUAUGGAAUAAGUGAUCCUCUGGUGUCUGAUUCAAUGAAAGCGAAAGAUCGUUUCAGGGUUCCUUAUGCACCUGACCAGCCAAUUGUUACGGAAGUUACCAAAGACUCUGCAUUAGUAACCUGGAACAAGCCAAAUGAUGGAGGAAAGCCCAUAACAAACUACAUCCUGGAAAAGAGGGAAACUAUGUCUAAACGAUGGGCUAGAGUUACCAAAGAGCCGAUCCAUCCAUAUACUAAAUUCAGGGUUCCUGAUCUUCUAGAAGGGUGUCAGUAUGAAUUCCGGGUUGCUGCAGAAAAUGAAAUUGGUAUUGGAGACCCAAGCCCACCAUCCAAACCAGUCUUUGCCAAAGAUCCAAUUG